UUGUUCCCGGAAGAGGCAAUGAGGGGCCGCAUCCUGAGGGCUUGGCGGGGCGGGUGGAGCUGCGGUCGGGGCCGGGCGACGGUGGCCGGCGAGGCUCAGAGGCGGGAGAAGCCCCCUUGGAGGGUCUUGUUCUUCGGCACCGACAACUUCGCGGCCGAGACUCUGGGAGCGCUGCGGGCUGCUCGAGAGCUGGGACCAGAUCCACUUGUAAAUCGGCUGGAGGUGGUGACCUUGCAGUCUCAGCUGCCUAAGGGCCACGCUGUCAAGAACUACGCAGAGCAGUUUCAGCUCCCCAUCCGCCUGUGGCCAGAUAUAGGGCCAUGUGAUGACUUUGAUGUUGGUGUGGUGGCUUCAUUUGGGCGUCUGCUGAGUGAGGACCUCAUCCUGAAAUUCCCAUAUGGCAUGCUGAAUGUCCAUCCCAGCUGCCUUCCACGGUGGCGUGGCCCUGCACCAAUAAUCCACACAGUGCUCCAUGGCGAUAGAGUUACUGGGGUGACAGUUAUGCAGAUUAAACCGAAAAGGUUCGAUGUAGGUCCAGUCGUCAAACAGGAAACCUUUGAUGUCCCGGCUGGCUGUUCAGCAAAAGAGCUGGAGCUGCUGUUGUCUAAAGUGGGUGCAAACAUGCUCAUUGCUGUGCUGCAAAAUUUACCGGAAUGCUUACGGAACAAGAAAGAACAACCAAAGGAAGGAAUGACAUUUGCUCCUAAGGUCACCGUUUCAAUGAGUUUUGUCCAGUGGGAAGAGCAGACCUCUGAGCAAGUCCUGCAGCUGCAUCGAGCCUUGGGAGCAACGAUGCCUCUGCAAACACUUUGGAUGGGCACCGUUAUCAAAUUGUUGGAUAUUGAGGACAUGGACGCAGUCAAUGGCCUUCCCGAUAGGUUAGCAACUGAACAUGGAACAGCCCCUGGAUCGGUAGUCUACCAUAAGCAGUUGCAGACGUUGAUGGUUCGUUGCAAGGAAGGCUGGGUUGGUGUCAAAGCCGUUAUACUGAAGAAGAAGCUGACAGCCGCCGACUUCUACAAUGGCUAUUUGCAUCCAUGGUUUCAGCAGAAUUCAGCAGAACUCUGGAUGCCUCCCAGAGAGUGCAGGUUCCAAACGCUCAAGCUUCCCACGGCGAAAAAGAGUCCAAAAGGAACAGGACUCUGUGUGCAUAACAGACAGCAGUGAUAUGGCAGGGCUUCCUGUGUUAGAAAACCUAGGUGCUUAUUGGCGCUGGAAUUUUUCCUGUUGGAUCCACACAUGAAAUUUGAUGGUCUGCGCAGACAUCCAGCAUGAUUGAGAACUGUAACGGGAAGGAUGGAAGGAGCAAAAGUCUGGCAGAGGUGGUGCAGUUACACAAUUGCGAUGGGUCUCCCAAAGAAAUUCAGACUACCAGAGAACAUUGAAUGGUGUACUUCAGUGCUUGGAAAUUGACCAGCUUUUCAGUUUUCCAAGAGGGGUUUACUAGGAACCUGAUCUUGACGGUGAGGAAAUGGUUUGUUUUGUUGUACUAAAGUGCAGGAUUGCAAAGUCACUAAUGCAGCAAUUGCGGCCUUAUUGUAUUAAUGAACAAUAAAUUAUUUUUG
Eublepharis macularius is the source of this 1565-nucleotide messenger RNA. RefSeq names its product mitochondrial methionyl-tRNA formyltransferase (gene MTFMT). Gene Ontology annotation, cellular component: mitochondrion. Gene Ontology annotation, molecular function: methionyl-tRNA formyltransferase activity. The transcript has 9 exons. The record is from RefSeq and is a predicted model, not a curated record. Bases 19 to 1167 code for a protein of 382 amino acids. Gene Ontology annotation, biological process: biosynthetic process; conversion of methionyl-tRNA to N-formyl-methionyl-tRNA. Lineage: Eukaryota; Metazoa; Chordata; Lepidosauria; Squamata; Eublepharidae.